AAAGAGUCCCAAUGUUGCUCAACCCUUUCCGCAUUCUCGGCGACGUCAGCCAUACCGUCUCCAAGUGCAUCCUGAUAUGGUCUAUCCACACGAACAAGAGCGCUGAGGGCGUGUCCCUCAUUACGCAGGCGCUGUACUGCGUCGUCUUCAUUGUACGCUACCUGGACCUAUUCAGCAGCAUCCAUGGCUUCCUCGGCUUCUGGAAUUUCAGCCUUAAAAUCUUCUAUAUCUCUACAUCGCUGUAUAUCGUCUUUCUCAUGACAAGAGUAUAUGCCAGAACAAGAGAGCGGGAGAAGGCAUGGAAAAUGGGACUUUGGAGUCUGGUGGGAGCGGUCGUGUGCGCUCCUGUCGUGGCUGCCAUCUUCAUGGGGAAGAAGCCCUUUAGCAAAAAGGCGCUUUCGAGGUCAGAACGCCAUCAAGCCAUCUUCCCUGUAAGCUUCACAUUCGGUGUAAUCCAGACUCUGUUCUACUUCGACUUCGCUUGGGUUUAUUGGACAAGACAGCGCGUCAAGCUGCGAUAUGGCGACGAUGGGACUCACGAAGCCGAGCAUACUCGUUUGGCUGAUCCGGCCGCUUUCGAGGACGACUACGAGGAUGAUGCAGUUGUGGUGAGUCCCGCUGUGUCAGAGGUGGAUCGUGCUUCUAUCAAGGCCAGAGAGGAAAGCACAGCUCAGCAGGCCGGCAUCAGUGAUGGUGUCGAGUGGCGCGAUGAUCAUCAUAGU
Molecule: messenger RNA, 722 nt
Organism: Aureobasidium musti
Lineage: Eukaryota; Fungi; Ascomycota; Dothideomycetes; Dothideales; Saccotheciaceae
Source: the annotation of a GenBank genome assembly